Actinia tenebrosa (Australian red waratah sea anemone) is the source of this 828-nucleotide messenger RNA. RefSeq names its product fibroblast growth factor receptor 2. Gene Ontology annotation, biological process: multicellular organism development; cell surface receptor protein tyrosine kinase signaling pathway; protein phosphorylation. NCBI's taxonomy places the organism in Eukaryota, Metazoa, Cnidaria, Anthozoa, Actiniaria, Actiniidae. The record is from RefSeq and is a predicted model, not a curated record. Gene Ontology annotation, cellular component: signaling receptor complex; plasma membrane. Gene Ontology annotation, molecular function: ATP binding; transmembrane receptor protein tyrosine kinase activity.
GGAAUGGCCGACAAGAAUUCCUAUCCUCACCUCAGACAAUCCUUUAACAUACCCCUCCAUCUCUUGCUCGGAAAUAACUUGUUCUUAUUCAAAAAUAGGUGGUCAUAUGGAGUAGUUCUGUGGGAAAUAUAUAGUAUAGGGGGUUCACCAUACCCUACGAUUAGUAACCGACAACUAGUGAAGGAGCUAAGAAAUGGAUACAGAAUGGAGAAGCCCAGUUUGUGUGGCGAUGACAUAUAUAAAAUCAUGACGGAUUGUUGGCAAGAAAAUCCAGAGGAUCGACCAUCGUUCACCAAGAUCAAACAAGACAUUGAAGAACUCAUGACUCGAGAUAACCCUUACCUCGAAGUGCAAGGAAUAGACCAGAGUAACUGUUGUUAUCUUGUGCCAUCUUUUAACAGUGACAUAUCAGAAACAGAGGACUCUAUUGAGAUGUAGACAGCGAAACCUUGGAUAGAAAUUUCAUUGGAUAAGCAGUCACUAUAGCCGGCGUGCUAUGAUUGGUUAAAAGGAUCUUGUAUGGCAAUCACAUGUCAUGCUCAUGUUACGACUGUGCGGCGUGUGCCGUGAAUGUUCCGCUACUAUACGCUCCUAAAAAUAAGGUCUUUGUUUGGCGUUCGAGGUUAAAUAUAGGUUAAGUCAAGUCCAGUAGAUAUGCAAUGCAUUUGAUUUAUGUCAUUUCGAGAGCCUAUGUUCCUUAUGGUCAGCAUCUCUCCUUCCGGUGCUGACCAUGGGGAUUGCGGACAUGCAUUCAAGAUUACCUAGAGACUGAAAGCCGUAUUUUCCUUUAGGCUCUACUAACCCACGCGAUUGAGACUAAAAAAAAAA